This is a messenger RNA of Rasamsonia emersonii CBS 393.64, 2061 nucleotides long. RefSeq names its product Poly(A)-specific ribonuclease. Gene Ontology annotation, cellular component: cytoplasm; CCR4-NOT complex; nucleus. The transcript has 2 exons. Lineage: Eukaryota; Fungi; Ascomycota; Eurotiomycetes; Eurotiales; Trichocomaceae. Gene Ontology annotation, biological process: nuclear-transcribed mRNA poly(A) tail shortening. The coding region runs from base 1 to 2061 and encodes 686 amino acids. Gene Ontology annotation, molecular function: protein binding; poly(A)-specific ribonuclease activity. The record is from RefSeq and is a predicted model, not a curated record.
AUGUACAGUCAGGGCCACCAAGGCCAACACGCCAUGAUGAAUGGCGGUCAGGCCCACCAGCGAUUUAUGAUGCAGAUGCCGAAAUUCCAGCACCAGAAUCACCACCCGCACCCUGCCCAGCAGCACCAUAAUCCGCAUGCGAACCAGGCCUCUCAUACCAUGAAUCACAACUUCUCUGCGGGGGCUCUGACCAGUUCCACUCCCCACUUCACGCCGAGCCACUUACAGAAUGGGACGCCGGCGACCGUCGAAGAAGAACUUGAUGGGUCGAUGAACGAGCAUUGGCAACAGCAGCUUCAACUGGCGGCCGAGUCAAGGCAGGCGAAUUCUCCUCACUAUUACGCCCGGACGGUCGCGCAACAGAGCAAAGGCAUUCAGAUCGCACCGAGCCAAGCAGACACACAGGAAGGUAGUGGCGAUAAUCGGGGCGAUGCGUCCGGUUCCAAGGAGAAUCCCAGACAAGGCUGGACCGCUCUUGAUUUCGGCGGUCAGGGGUUGCGUGCCCUCUCCCCCGCGCUCUUCAAUUACCAAUUCCUGACCAAGCUAUACCUCAACCACAAUAAACUAAAAACACUACCUCCUGCCAUUGGACAAUUACGGAAUCUCAAUCACUUGGAUCUGUCAGGAAACGAAAUCAGCGAACUUCCGGAGGAGAUUGGCAUGCUUACCAAUCUGCGCAAGCUUUACCUGUUCGAUAACAGCCUACAUACCCUGCCGUACGAGAUGGGCUAUCUUUAUCGUCUAGAAACUCUUGGCAUCGAAGGCAACCCGCUUAACGAGGUCUUAAAGUCUCAGAUCAUGAAGGAGGGCACCAAGGCAUUGAUCAAAUAUUUAAAGGAAGAGAUGCCUGUCCAUUUGCCGCCGGCCGACCGAGACUGGAUCGUCCUUGAUGAGACCUCCAAUUCUUCCAAUGGACCCGUCGACAAGUUUACUGCUCUCUCGUACAACACCCUCUGUGAUCAAUCGGCCUCUCCAUCGCAUUAUGGUUAUGUGCCGUCUCGCGUUCUGUCCUGGGAAUUCCGGCGAGACCUCAUCCUCAGCGAAAUCCGGAGCCAUGAUGCGGACAUUGUCUGUCUUCAGGAGAUUGACCAAGGAAACUACAAUGAGUUCUUCCGAGAACAGCUGGCGUAUAAUGACUACAAGGGUGUGUAUUGGCCCAGAGGUCGGGCAAUGGGCAUGAAUGAAGAGGAAGCCAAGACCGUGGACGGCUGUGCGACCUUCUUCAAAGGGAGCAAGUUCAUUCUGCUCGACAAGCAGAUGAUCAAUUUCGGUCAAACAGCCGUUCGAAGGCCGGACGCCAAGGGCCAGGAUGAUAUCUACAACCGUCUGUGGCAAAAGGAUCACAUUGCGGUCGUGGUCUUCUUGGAGAAUCGGAUGACUGGCACGCGGCUGAUUGUCGUGAACUGCCACCUUUACUGGGACCCGGCCUACAAGGACGUUAAGUUGAUCCAGACCGCCAUUUUGAUGGAAGAGAUCACCAAGCUUGCUGAGGGUUAUGCCAAAUAUCCACCUCUUACCGACAAAACGGCGUUCCGCUUCUCAGAGCCGGAAGGUGGCUCCCAAGAGAACACGACCCCCGUGGAGCCUGCACCGUCCGCCGAGUAUUCCAGUGGUGAUCAGAUCCCUCUGAUCAUCUGUGGUGACAUCAAUUCGGCACCUGGUUCUGCCGCGUAUAACCUGAUUGCGCACGGUGGGCUGACGGAAGAACAUCCGGAUCUCGAAAAGCGAAUGUAUGGUAAUCUUAGUCGCGUCGGCAUGUCACACCCGUUCAAACUCAAGUCCGCGUACGGCGCCAUCGGGGAGCUGCCAUUCACCAACUAUACGCCGGACUUUAAGUCGAUCCUUGAUUACAUCUGGUACUCGACGAAUGUGCUCAACGUCACGGGUCUGCUUGGGGAGGUUGACAAGGAAUAUUUAAAGAAGGUGCCGGGAUUUCCAAACUUUCAUUUUCCUAGUGAUCAUCUCGCAUUGAUGGCGGAGUUUUCAGUCAAGGGGAAAAAGGGUAAGGUUGUGGAAGCGGAUUUUGGGCCGCAACGGGAGUCACGGGACAAGUCGAAUUGA